Rotaria socialis is the source of this 1437-nucleotide messenger RNA. NCBI's taxonomy places the organism in Eukaryota, Metazoa, Rotifera, Eurotatoria, Philodinida, Philodinidae. The record is from the annotation of a GenBank genome assembly.
AUGAAACUUAUCUACGAAACAGAUAUGGAUCUAUUACCAUGGACAUUUAUGUCACGUAAUAUGCAAGAAGCCUGUGCUGACGGUCGUACGAAUGAUGUUGAACAAAUGAGUCGUGAAGGUGCUGAUCUUAACGAUUCCGAUGAGCAUGGUAAUACGCCAUUGUGGUUAGCUUAUAUCGGUGGACAUUUAGAUACAGUAUUUGCAUUACUUGAAUUAAAUGUUGAUAUUAAUCGACGUACAGGUUCAAUGUUGGCAUCAGAUUUUCACCGAGCAUGUGGAUGGGCUGAUGACGUUUUCAUUGAUAUAUUAUGUAAUUACAAUGCAAAUUUAGAUCUAACUGAUCGAUUCGGUAAAACACCGUUGAUCUAUGCGAUUGAAUAUCGAACUUCAUUAUCAGAAUCAAACGAAGAAGAUCUUAUUCGUUUAUUGAUUACUAAAGGAGCUAAUACAAAUCAUGUUGAUAUGUCCGGUUUAACACCGCUAUUCUACUCUAUCUAUCGUGGUUUACCUUCUAUUGUUAAAAUUUUACUGCAGCAUAAUGCAAAUUAUGAAUUUGAAAAUCUCCUUGGUUAUUCACCGCUACGCUAUGCACUUGGUUGUUUAUCUUAUUCGAAUCCAUACGAAGAAGAUAUCUAUCAAGAACGUUUGAAUAUUGUUGAACUUUUACUUGAUCAAUUUCAAUCGAAUGAAAUUGAACUUAAGAAAGCUAUUAUUGGUUAUGCGCCCAAUAUUCCAUAUUUAUUUCCUUUAUUUGAUUUUAUAUUUUAUUGUCGAAUUAAAAAUCGAUAUGAUUUAGAAAAUAUUGCAUGGAAAACCUAUGAAGAAACUCAUUGGCCAUGUAAUAUAACAUACGGAAAUCUUAUCUUAGCACAAAAUAUAUUUGUAUUUAAUUACUAUAUUGAUAAUAUCAUUUAUUUUAUUCAGCGAAUGUAUAUAGAAAAUUAUCAACAAUUAAUUAUUUUUUAUCUACAAAGAAUUAUUAAAGAUAAAGAAACAAUAAAUCGAUUUUUUCUAUUACUCUAUUGUGCAUUUAUUGAAAUGGAUGGUAACAGUUUAUAUGUUGAAAUGCUGAAAUAUUUACUGGACAAUCAACGAAUAUAUUUAUUUAAACAACGCCGAGAAGUCAUCAAAAGAAUUCUAUCAUUAUGUCAUCGAGCACCAAUUCGUCUUCUAGCUUUGUGUCGUCGAAAAAUUCGUCAAUCUAUUAAAUCAUCGAUUGAUCGACGGAUUGAAUUCAGUUCGAUUUUACCGAAAAGUCUUCAACAAUAUUUAAUUCUUGAUGAAUUAACACCAUUUAUGAUAUCACCAACAAGUAACCGUUUAUUUUCUUUAAUUGAACAAUCAUUAUCUUACAUUGAAUCCCCAAUUAUAAGCUCAAGUUCAACUCUAUCGAAUAAAAGUAAUUCACUGUCAUCAUUUAACGAACUCUGUUCGUAG